AUGAAGUGGCUCGCAGGUGCUGCUGCGUUCGCCGCCGUUGCGGCGGCCGCGCCGCAGUCCUCCGUGCCGUUCAGCGUUGGCGUAGAAACGGCUUGGAGCGCACCUCCACUCCUGCUCGAAAUCCUCCUCUCCGGUCACGCUGACAUCAGUGAAACCGCGUACGACGAGUCGGCGUCCUCUUACUUCCCGCUCCUUCGCUUGAUCACGUCGCAUAUUGUUGGCCUACGCAAGACACCUGAGUCGCAAUACGAGCAUGCCCUCCAGCUCAUGGGCUCGCAUCACAUCUGCUCCGGCGAUGAGUCGACGUUCAACCUCGCCCUGUCGCUGCACACGACCGCACCGCGCAUCGAAGCCGCGUUCGCCCAAUACGCCAAGCUCGAUGAGGCGGCUCUCGGAGUCACGGACUGUGCCGCCUGGGUCGAGUUCCAGGGUAAGGCGUACUGUGACGCCGAGAAACUGCGCGCCGCCGUUGAGCGCGGUAUUGACGGCAACUCGACUGAGGUCCCGAUUCGCACUCUGCCCUUCGACCAUGUCUCUGGCGCCGAGCCCAAGGCCGUCUUCUACUACUCACCUAACCCCGAUGCUCUGCCCCUCCUGAACUACCUCGACCAGCACACCAAGUCUGUCCCCGAGUUCGCCUAUGUUGUCCGAUACCGCCCCACGGGCGAGCGUACCCGCAAGACCCUGCUCAGCGGGUAUGGCGUCGAGAUGGCGCUCAAGAAGACGGACUAUCUCGUCGUCGACGACCGCGCGCGCGCUAAGGGCGGCAAGCAGGUCGUGUUCGAGAACAAGCAGGCUGCGACAGGCGUCGGCGUCAAUGCGAUUACGGUCAUCAAGAACGCAAAGAACCCGCUCAAGGCGUUUACGGACCUGUCGCAGAACCUGCCCAAGUACACUGCCGCGCUCGCCCGCAAGGUCUCUGCGCCCGACAGCAUCAAGAAGCGCGCCCGCAUCACAGGUCAUGAGUACCCUGUCUCGCCGCUCUUCCUUCUGAACGGCAAGGUCAUUAAGGAAGCUGACCUGACAGGCAGACUUCUGAAUGCGAUCCGCUCUGAGCGGCCGUACAUCAACACCCUCCUCGACAUCGGCUUCACGCCAAAGGAGGCUGUCGAGCUCAUGUCGGAUGAGGUCAUCGGUACGGCGCAGGCGAGCACCAGCCCGUCUGAGGGUCUCGUCGACGCCAGCGACCGUGAGGAGGGCGGCAACGUCAUCGGCUGGAUGUACGAUAUUGAGAAUGACGCGCACUCGGUUACUAACUCUCAGUACAUGCGUCCUGUGUACCCGGGCCAGCUGCAUCUUGUGCGCCGUAACGCGCUCAACGCGAUUCUUGCCGUUGACUUGUCGAAGAAGAUCGGCCUCGGCACCGUCGCGAACGAGGCGCUCGGUUUCGUCAGGCGCGGUGUCCCCGUCCGUUUUGGUGUCGUUCCCGUCGGUGACAACACGGCCGGCAAGAUCUUCUUCUACAUCAACGAGAAGCUCGGCCGUGAGGCUGCUAACGACUACAUCAAGACGCUCGACACCAUCACGGAUGGCGGCAAGGUUACCGAUGUGGCAGUCGAGACUGCGUACGAGUCUAUCACCGAAUCGGCGGUUGGCGAGUGGCCGCCUUUCGACGCGGUCCUCAAGAGCAAGCUGGUGACGAAGCGCUCUCAGCGCGCCCAGGACUGGCUCGAGCGUGUCGGCAUCACGCCCUCGGAGUCGACAGGCGGCACGCUCAUGGUGAACGGCAAGCCGAUCGCGAUCGGCGUCGGGUGGACGCGCGCGCUGCAGAACGAGCUCAUCUCCAUGACGCAGAUGCUUCAGCAGCUCAUCGUCGGUGGCGCCGUAGGUGAGGACAGUGACCUCUCCACCGUCUUCUACGACCUCCCCUCGACCCUCAAACGCAAAGCCAAGUACAUUGUGCCGAAGCAGGGCGAGAAGCUCGUCGUGUACAAUCUCGCCGAUGUAUUCAACGGCACUGCCGAUGUCCUGGCCGAGAACUUUGUCUACCCCGGUGAGUCUAGCUGCGGAAGCGGCGAACUGACAUCAGUCGGUGACGAGGCUGUUCCUAUCACGACCUGGAUUGUCGGUGAUCUCGACUCGAACGCUGGUCUCACGCUCGCCCGUAACGCGCUUGAGCACCUGCAGACUGAGGGCUGCCGAUCGCGCCUGGGCUUCGUUAAUGUGCAGCCUUCUGGCGGCAGCGGACUCUUCUCCUCGCUCCUCUUUGAACUCAUCAGCACGGGUCAGCUGAACACAAUCAAGCCCAGCCAGCUGAUUGAGUUCAUUGACGAGCUGAACAGCCGCGAGACGAACGUCGACCAGCUAACGCUGGACGAGAUCCAAGCCGGCCAGGCGCCGCAGGAGCUGGACACGGAGGGCAAGGACGAGCCCCUGAACGCCUUCACCGGCGCCGGGUGGACUGUCGGCGUCACGGCAGAGGCGGGCAAGUUCUGGUCUGUCGGCAACACUGUCGCGCACCGCCUCGGCGUAAACGGCACCCAGCCCUACGUACUUGUCAACGGCCGCCUGAUCGGACCCAUUGACGAGCCCGAUGUCCUCAGACCCAAGGCGUUCGGUCUGCUCGAGGACUUUGAGGGCAAGAAGCGCGUUGAUCCUGUCGCGCAGCUCGUGGCUUCCAUGUCUAUCGGCGACGGCAAGGACAUCCCCCGCUCGAUCCAGAUCGGCGACUUCGAGAACGCGCUUUACCACUUCGGUGUCAUCGUCGACCCCAUCUCUGAAACGGCGCAGCGUUGGUCUGGCCUGCUCGAGCUGCUCUCGUCGCUUGACCGUGUUGCGAUCAGCGUGCACUUCGAUGUCGACCCGCGUCCCAAGGAGAUCAAGGUGAAGCGCUUCUACCGCGAGUCGCUCCGCGCGCAGCUGUCGUUCGACGUGGACGGCAACGAGGUGUCGCCCGACGUGCGCUUCGUCGACCUGCCCUCCUCACCUAUCUACACCCUCGGUAUGAGCGUCCCGCAGGCGUGGAUCAUCAGCCCAACCGACUCUCCCCUCGACCUCGACAACCUGAUGCUCGGACAGCUGGGCGAGCCGACCCACGUGCUCUUCGAUCUGAAGCAGCUCGUCAUGGACGGUCACGCCCGCGAGGGCGUCAGCACCCCGCCUACGGGACUCCAGCUCCAGCUUCGCGCGCAGGGCGAGGACGAGGUUGUCUCCGACACGCAGGUCAUGACCAACCUGGGCUACCUGCAGUUCAAGGCGCCGCCGGGCGUGUAUGACCUCACUAUCCGUCCUGGUCGCGGAGAGGAGGUUUAUGAACUGCAGAGCGCGGGCAACGAGGGCUGGGAAUCGCCUUCCGUCCAGGACGCUGGCAACAUUGUUACCCUCACGAGUCUCGAGGGCAACACUAUCUAUCCCCGCUUCACCCGUAAGGAGGGCAUGGAGACUGCCGACGUCCUGGAGGUGGACGAGCCGGCAGGCUGGCUCAGCAAGAUCAAGAGCGCCGUCGGUCUCGCGCCCGUCAAGAAGUCGCGCCACGCCGACAUCAACAUCUUCACCGUAGCCAGUGGGCUGCUGUACGAGCGCUUCGCGUCCAUCAUGAUGCUCUCAGUCAUGAAGCACACGAAAUCCAGCGUCAAGUUCUGGUUCAUCGAGAACUUCCUCUCGCCGACGUUCCUCAAGUUCCUGCCCCAGAUGGCCGAACACUACGGCUUCGAGUACGAGCUCGUGACGUACAAGUGGCCGGCGUGGCUGCGUGCGCAGAGCGAAAAGCAGCGCAUCAUUUGGGCGUACAAGAUUCUCUUCCUGGACGUGCUCUUCCCCAUGGAUCUUGACAAGGUCAUCUUCGUCGAUGCCGACCAGAUCGUGCGCACGGAUAUGAAGGAGCUCGUCGACCUUGACCUUGAGGGCCACGUCUAUGCGUACCCGCCCAUGGGCGACGACCGCGAAGAGAUGGAGGGAUUCAGGUUCUGGAAGCAGGGCUACUGGAAGAAUGAGUUGCGCGGCAAUCCCUACCACAUCUCGGCGCUGUACGUCGUGGACUUGCAGCGCUUCCGCGCCCAGACGGCCGGCGACCGCCUCCGUGGCAUGUACCACGCUCUCUCCGCCGACCCGAACUCCCUUGCCAACCUGGAUCAGGACCUGCCCAACUCGAUGCAGCAGCAGAUCCCCAUCUUCACGCUCGACAAGGACUGGCUCUGGUGUCAGACUUGGUGCAGUGAUGAAUCGCUCAAGACGGCCAAGACCAUCGACCUGUGCCAGAACCCCCUCACGAAGGAGCCCAAGCUCAGCCGCGCUCGUCAGAUCCCCGAGUGGGACAGCUAUGACCGCGAGAUUGCGGAGUUCGCCGCGUCUCUUGGUGCCAGCGAACUUGGUGGCUCUGUCGAUGAGCUCGCCGGAACCCUCGAGAAGGCCCAGGGUCUCAAGGACUCUGACGCUCCGUCGUCCUCCGACGACGCCGCGACCGACUCUGCGGAGGAGGAGGCCCUGAAGGAGGAGAUCGCGCACGAGAAUCAUGUCCAGGCUGAGCAGGACGAAGCGCUAGAGGAGAUCCUCGCCGACGCCGACGCGCCCGUCUCAUACGAGUCUGACCGUCCCGAGUCGAAGCGCAAGACUGGCCCCGCCGAUAGCCAAAAGGGCGGUGUCAAGGCUGACAGCAAGGCCGACAGCAAGGACCCGCGGCAACAUCCUGCCGACGGCAAGGCGGCCGUCCGCGACUCAGUCAACGAGGAGGAGGUCGAGGUGCUCGUCACUUACUCUGACGAGCCGGGAGCUGUGUGGGAGCCCGCGCUGAAGCGGGAUAACACGGAGCCUGACGCUGAGAAGGAAGAGGGUGAGCAGACCGAGGAGGUCGUACACGAUGAGCUCUGA
Messenger RNA from Trichosporon asahii var. asahii CBS 2479, 4806 nucleotides. RefSeq names its product UDP-glucose:glycoprotein glucosyltransferase. The record is from RefSeq and is a predicted model, not a curated record. The transcript has 10 exons. Lineage: Eukaryota; Fungi; Basidiomycota; Tremellomycetes; Trichosporonales; Trichosporonaceae. Gene Ontology annotation, molecular function: UDP-glucose:glycoprotein glucosyltransferase activity. Bases 1 to 4806 code for a protein of 1601 amino acids. Gene Ontology annotation, cellular component: endoplasmic reticulum.